CCCCCACGCUUUCUAUGCUCAGUUGCUCCAACAGCCAAACCAAACGCAAAUAAAUUAUUACAGCAAACGCCACCAACUAAACUACCAUAUAAAUAUUUUCUUAAUACUAAUUGACGAAGGAUUAGCUAGCUUCACACAAAAUCUGCAAAUUUAGUUUCAGCUCUCCCUUACUUCAAUUAUAAAUACCACGUGCAUUAGCCACCUCCUUCCAUCAUAUCCAGACUCACCAAUCUUUUCUAAAAAUGGCCUCCAAAUCUCUGAUCAUCAUCUGCUCUUUUCUUCUGGCGCUCGUAUUCUCAGGAAACUCUGCUCGUUUUCUGUUGGAAGAAGCUCCAAAGGAGGAGCAGCCAUCAGUGCCGAAGCUAGAAUGGCCUCCUUUGCCUGAACUCCCAAAGCUAGAGUUGCCUCCGCUGCCAGAAAUCCCUCAUGAGCUACCCAAACUGGCUUUGCCUCCCUUGCCAGAGUUUCCACAUGACUUGCCGAAGCUAGAUAUCCCUCAAUUGCCGGAAAUCCCUCAUGACCUUCCCAAACCAGAGUUACCGCCAUUGCCGGAAAUCCCUCAUGACCUCCCAAAGCCAGAGGCGUUGCCUCCGUUGCCGGAGAUACCUCAUGAGUUGCCGAAGCCGGAGUUGCCGUAGAAACCGCACUUGCAGCCGGAAAAGCCUCAACAUCCGUGAUGUGUUCAAUUCUGCGUGUUACUGUCGUUUGAAUUUUGAAGUUGUCGUCUUCUACUUUACAUCAUUCUAUCAAUUGUUGGUUUCUUAAUUGUUACCAUUUCAUUUAUAUAUUUUGGGUUGUAUGUUAUGUACGUACUUAAUAGGUAUUUCAAAUUC
Messenger RNA from Phalaenopsis equestris, 833 nucleotides. Its product is annotated as early nodulin-75-like. Lineage: Eukaryota; Viridiplantae; Streptophyta; Magnoliopsida; Asparagales; Orchidaceae. The transcript has a single exon. Bases 243 to 638 code for a protein of 131 amino acids. The record is from RefSeq and is a predicted model, not a curated record.